Molecule: messenger RNA, 7087 nt
Organism: Tupaia belangeri chinensis (Chinese tree shrew)
Lineage: Eukaryota; Metazoa; Chordata; Mammalia; Scandentia; Tupaiidae
Gene: GRIN2B
Product: glutamate ionotropic receptor NMDA type subunit 2B
Exons: 13
Coding region: 278-4732 (1484 amino acids)
Biological process (GO): monoatomic ion transport
Cellular component (GO): membrane
Molecular function (GO): ligand-gated monoatomic ion channel activity; signaling receptor activity
Source: RefSeq, a predicted model, not a curated record
GCAAACGGAAUAAUUACUGUGGAUUCUGCAUCGUGAGCAGAAUUACCUUUGAAUUCAACCUUUUUUCUUUGAAUUUGCAUCUCUUCAAGACACAAGAUUAAAACAAAAUUUACGCUAGAUUGGAUUUUAAAUGAUCUCCCGUUCAUUUAUCCUUCGUCUUUCUUAUGUGGAUAUGAAAGCGAGAAGAGGAGACUGGACAUCCCCAACAUGCCCACUCCCUUAAUCUGCCCGUCUAGAGGUUUGGCUUCUACAAACCAAGGGUGUCGCCGAGUUGAAGAUGAAGCCCAGAACAGAGUGCUGUUCUCCCAAAUUCUGGUUGGUGUUGGCUGUCCUGGCCGUGUCAGGCAGCAGAGCUCGUUCUCAGAAGAGCCCCCCCAGCAUCGGCAUCGCCGUCAUCCUCGUGGGCACUUCAGACGAGGUGGCCAUCAAGGAUGCCCACGAGAAAGAUGACUUCCACCAUCUCUCUGUGAUUCCCCGUGUGGAGCUGGUAGCCAUGAAUGAGACCGACCCAAAGAGCAUUAUCACCCGCAUCUGUGAUCUCAUGUCUGACCGGAAGAUCCAAGGGGUGGUGUUCGCUGAUGACACAGACCAGGAAGCCAUUGCCCAAAUUCUCGAUUUCAUUUCAGCCCAGACUCUCACCCCUAUCCUGGGCAUCCACGGGGGCUCCUCCAUGAUCAUGGCAGAUAAGGAUGAAUCCUCUAUGUUCUUCCAGUUUGGCCCAUCAAUUGAACAGCAAGCUUCCGUAAUGCUCAACAUCAUGGAAGAAUAUGACUGGUAUAUCUUUUCUAUUGUCACCACCUACUUCCCUGGCUACCAGGACUUUGUAAACAAGAUCCGCAGCACCAUUGAGAAUAGCUUCGUUGGCUGGGAGCUAGAGGAAGUCCUCCUACUGGACAUGUCCCUGGAUGAUGGCGAUUCUAAAAUCCAGAAUCAGCUCAAGAAACUUCAAAGCCCCAUAAUUCUUCUUUACUGUACUAAGGAAGAAGCCACUUACAUCUUUGAAGUGGCUAACUCAGUAGGGCUGACAGGCUACGGCUACACGUGGAUUGUACCUAGUCUGGUGGCAGGGGACACAGACACAGUACCCUCAGAGUUCCCCACUGGGCUCAUCUCUGUAUCAUAUGAUGAAUGGGACUAUGGCCUCCCUGCCAGAGUGAGAGAUGGAAUUGCCAUAAUCACCACUGCUGCUUCCGACAUGCUGUCUGAACACAGCUUCAUCCCUGAGCCCAAGAGCAGUUGCUACAACACCCACGAGAAGAGAAUCUACCAGUCUAAUAUGCUGAAUAGGUAUCUGAUCAAUGUCACUUUUGAAGGGAGAAAUCUGUCCUUCAGUGAAGAUGGCUACCAGAUGCACCCCAAACUGGUGAUAAUCCUUCUGAACAAGGAGAGAAAGUGGGAGAGGGUGGGGAAGUGGAAAGACAAGUCCCUGCAGAUGAAAUACUACGUGUGGCCCCGGAUGUGUCCUGAGACGGAAGAGCAAGAGGAUGACCACCUGAGCAUUGUGACCCUGGAGGAAGCACCUUUUGUCAUUGUGGAAAGUGUGGACCCUCUGAGUGGGACCUGCAUGAGGAACACAGUCCCCUGCCAAAAACGCAUAGUCUCUGAGAAUAAAACAGAUGAGGAGCCAGGUUACAUCAAAAAAUGCUGCAAGGGGUUCUGUAUCGACAUCCUUAAGAAAAUCUCUAAAUCUGUGAAGUUCACCUAUGACCUUUACCUGGUUACUAAUGGCAAGCAUGGGAAGAAAAUCAAUGGAACCUGGAAUGGUAUGAUCGGAGAGGUGGUCAUGAAGAGGGCCUACAUGGCAGUGGGAUCCCUUACCAUCAAUGAGGAACGAUCAGAAGUAGUCGACUUCUCUGUGCCCUUCAUAGAGACUGGCAUCAGUGUCAUGGUGUCACGCAGCAAUGGGACUGUCUCACCUUCUGCCUUCUUAGAGCCAUUUAGUGCUGACGUAUGGGUCAUGAUGUUUGUAAUGCUGCUCAUCGUCUCAGCCGUGGCUGUCUUUGUCUUUGAGUACUUCAGCCCUGUGGGUUAUAACAGGUGCCUCGCUGAUGGCAGAGAGCCAGGUGGCCCAUCUUUCACCAUCGGCAAAGCUAUUUGGUUACUCUGGGGUCUGGUGUUUAACAACUCCGUACCUGUGCAGAACCCAAAGGGGACCACAUCCAAGAUCAUGGUGUCGGUGUGGGCCUUCUUUGCUGUCAUCUUCCUGGCCAGCUACACUGCCAACUUAGCUGCCUUCAUGAUCCAAGAGGAAUACGUGGACCAGGUUUCUGGCCUGAGUGACAAAAAGUUCCAGAGACCUAAUGACUUCUCACCCCCUUUCCGUUUCGGGACUGUACCCAAUGGCAGCACAGAGAGGAAUAUUCGCAAUAACUAUGCAGAAAUGCAUGCAUACAUGGGAAAGUUCAACCAGAGGGGUGUCGAUGAUGCAUUGCUCUCCCUGAAAACAGGGAAACUGGAUGCCUUCAUUUAUGAUGCAGCAGUGCUGAACUACAUGGCAGGCAGAGAUGAAGGCUGCAAGUUGGUGACCAUUGGUAGUGGGAAGGUCUUUGCUUCCACGGGUUAUGGCAUUGCCAUCCAAAAGGAUUCUGGGUGGAAGCGCCAGGUGGACCUUGCGAUCCUGCAGCUCUUUGGAGAUGGAGAGAUGGAAGAACUGGAAGCUCUCUGGCUCACUGGCAUUUGCCACAAUGAAAAGAAUGAGGUCAUGAGCAGCCAACUGGACAUUGACAACAUGGCAGGAGUCUUCUACAUGUUGGGAGCAGCCAUGGCUCUCAGCCUUAUCACUUUCAUUUGCGAACACCUUUUCUAUUGGCAGUUCCGACAUUGCUUUAUGGGUGUCUGUUCUGGCAAGCCUGGCAUGGUCUUCUCCAUCAGCAGAGGAAUCUACAGCUGCAUCCACGGAGUGGCCAUCGAGGAGCGCCAAUCCGUGAUGAACUCCCCCACCGCCACCAUGAACAACACCCACUCCAACAUCCUGCGCCUGCUCCGCACCGCCAAGAACAUGGCCAACCUGUCGGGUGUGAACGGCUCCCCGCAGAGCGCCCUGGACUUCAUCCGCCGCGAGUCCUCCGUCUACGACAUCUCCGAGCACCGCCGCAGCUUCACGCACUCCGACUGCAAGUCCUACAACAACCCGCCCUGCGAGGAGAACCUCUUCAGCGACUACAUCAGCGAGGUGGAGAGAACGUUCGGGAACCUGCAGCUCAAGGACAGCAACGUGUACCAGGAUCACUACCACCACCACCACCGGCCCCACAGCAUCGGCAGCGCCAGCUCCAUCGACGGGCUCUACGACUGCGACAACCCGCCCUUCACCACGCAGCCGCGCUCCAUCAGCAAGAAGCCCCUGGACAUUGGCCUCCCUUCCUCCAAGCACAGCCAGCUGAGCGACCUGUACGGCAAGUUCUCCUUCAAGAGCGACCGCUACAGCGGCCACGACGACCUGAUCCGCUCGGACGUGUCGGACAUCUCCACCCACACGGUCACCUACGGGAACAUCGAGGGCAACGCGGCCAAGCGGCGGAAGCAGCAGUACAAGGACAGCCUGAAAAAGCGGCCGGCGUCGGCCAAGUCCCGCCGGGAGUUCGACGAGAUCGAGCUGGCCUACCGUCGCCGACCGCCCCGCUCCCCUGACCACAAGCGGUACUUCAGGGACAAGGAGGGGCUCCGGGACUUCUACCUGGACCAGUUCCGAACCAAGGAGAACUCGCCUCACUGGGAGCACGUGGACCUGACCGACAUCUACAAGGAGCGCAGCGACGACUUUAAGCGCGACUCCGUCAGUGGAGGAGGGCCCUGUGCCAACAGGGCUCAUCUCAAGCACGGGACAGGCGACAAGCACGGCGUGGUCAGCGGGGUGCCAGCGCCUUGGGAGAAGAACCUGACCAAUGUGGAGUGGGAGGACCGGUCCGGGAGCAACUUCUGCCGCAGCUGCCCGUCCAAGCUGCACAACUACUCCACGACGGUGGCAGGCCAGAACUCGGGCAGGCAGGCGUGCAUCCGGUGUGAGGCGUGCAAGAAGGCAGGCAACCUGUAUGACAUCAGCGAGGACAACUCCCUCCAGGAGCUGGACCAGCCGGCCGCCCCCGUGGCAGUGCCGUCCAACGCCUCCACCACCAAGUAUCCCCAGAGCCCGACUAAUUCCAAGGCCCAGAAGAAGAACCGGAACAAACUCCGCCGGCAGCACUCCUACGACACCUUCGUGGACCUGCAGAAGGAAGAAGCCGCCUUGGCCCCGCGCAGCGUGAGCCUGAAAGACAAGGGCCGUUUCCUGGAUGGCAGCCCCUACGCCCACAUGUUUGAGAUGCCAGCUGGUGAAAGCACCUUUGCCAACAACAAGUCCUCAGUGCCCACUGCCGGACACCACCACCACAACAACCCCGGCAGCGGCUACAUGCUCAGCAAGUCGCUCUACCCUGACCGGGUCACGCAAAACCCUUUCAUCCCCACGUUUGGGGAUGACCAGUGCUUGCUUCAUGGCAGCAAAUCCUACUUCUUCAGGCAGCCCACGGUGGCAGGGGCAUCGAAAGCCAGGCCAGACUUCCGGGCCCUUGUCACCAACAAGCCGGUGGUCUCGGCCCUUCAUGGGGCUGUGCCAGGCCGUUUCCAGAAGGACAUCUGUAUAGGGAACCAGUCCAACCCCUGUGUGCCUAACAACAAAAACCCCAGGGCUUUCAAUGGCUCCAGCAAUGGGCAUGUUUAUGAGAAACUUUCUAGUAUUGAGUCUGAUGUCUGAGUGAGGGAAGAGAGAGGUGAAGGUGGGUAUGGGAGGAGUAGGGCUGUGGGCCGUGUGGUGCGCAUGUCACAGAGUGACGGGGGUGAACUUGGUUCCCAUUUGCUCCUUUCUUGUUGUUUUCAUUUCUUUAUGGGAUCCUGGAGAUCUGAUUCCUACUGAGGGCAACCCUGGUGACCAGCACCAUCUCCCCUCCCUUUUGCAGUUCCCUCCUUCUCCCCCAUCUGUCAGCCAUUCCUGUUCCCAUGAGAGGAUGAAAUGGGCCUCUCAGUAAGGGAGGGUAGAGUGGAGAAAGCAAGUGCUGCAUGUGAGCUUCCUCCUAGUUUGGAAGAGCUCUUUGCCAUUCACCUGGAGCGGAGCUAGGAGAGAAGCAAAAGGAGACCAAGGGGGGUAGCUUUUCCCGAACUCAUCUCUUAGUUUAGGUGAGAAAGCAAAAGCAUCUAAGCGAGACCAUUUCACUGCUUGUGAGUGAAAGCAAGCUUUUGCUAAAUUAUCGUUGCUUAGAGAACAUCUUUCUAGGGACCAUGUGCCAAGCAGAGAGUAGAGCCAUGUGUGUUUAUAUGUAAGCCAAACAACUAUCUGCUUCAACUUACGAGACUUAUUGGUGGUGGACUGGAAUAGGAGGUCAUUGGUGGGUAAGUGGAUUCCUGAAUAAACAGCAAAGUCCAUUGUGAUCAUGUCCCAUGGGACAUUGGAGGCAAGGCAGAUGCAUGGCAUGUGCGUGUCUGUCCACAUACAAAAAUAGCCACACGUGUAGUCAGGUGCCUCUAAAUAUAGAGAGGGCUACCUCGACUUGCUAUGUUAUUUAUUUCAUUAUCUCUAAACAAUGUGCUUGUUUUGGCUUAUAUACAAACAGAGAUGGUCAUGGGUUACCUGAAUCUUGGCUGUCUCCCCCCUUUAUCCUUCCUGAAUGAGAAGAAUGGAAGUUCUUGAUGAAGAAGAUCUUGUGGUCCAGGUCAAAAAGGUGGUAAACAACCCCAUGAGAGCAAGGUAUAAAGACAUUCUGUCAGUGGUUGACAAUAGUUUCAACCAGCCUAUGCCAAGAACUUUCUAGGAAGGCUAAAGGGAAAUAGAAGCAGCCAUGAUUCUGUUGCCCAUGCUUGAGAGCAAAGGAUUUUUGAAAGUGCUCUUUUGAGGUUUUAGACCCUCAAGUGGCUGAGGUUGACGGAGGACCUAGGUAAGGCUUUAAAGAUGAAAGGAGUCAUUUAUGGUAGGGUAAGUGAGAGAGGGGGAUGUUUUCAAUGCUUUGAUCCCUUCUUACUUAACCUGGAGCUAGAAGAGCAGGCUUGUUCUCCCAGAGCUUAUUACAACUGAUAGGGUAUAGGCAGGUAGAAGGAGAGAGCUGACCUCCAGGAGUGCAGCUCAGGAGCCCUGGAGAGAAGGGAAGAGAUUUGGAAAUGGGGGAGGAAUGAAGGGAGGACUCUCCAACUGCCUCCAUGGCCUGGCUCCCUGGGAAUGUGACUUGAAUCUGGUGUGAGCACUCUUGGUAGAAGCCUUUCCACCUUCCUGCAACACUUCCUUUCCUUUCAGAUUGUGCCGUUCAAGAGUUAAAACAAAUAGGUCUAAAACUCCAGGGAUGAGGGUACUGGCAGACAUGACGCCCCCUUCCCUUAUUGUUGGAAAACUGAGAAGGGAAAUGAAUAUUUGUCACUGCCGGUCCUGAAACUUGGGGCAGGGGUGUUCUUCUGUGGGUUGGUUCCACGGUCCUGCCAUCCUCCUCUUAUGCAGGGUGGCCUCCGAAGGCCCUGGGUCUGUGUGGAAGCUUGACUGCAGGAUCGCUAUGUUGCACCCAGGACACACAAACCAGAAAGGUGCUCACCCUCUUCUGGAAGGAAGCUGCCAUGUCUCUUCACGUCACCCCUCCAGGGCUGCUCUUUGCCUUCCCGACUGCCCUGACUCAUGACCCUUCCUCACACCCUGCCCUUGACUGCCGCUGUUCCCCACCCUCCUCUUGAUUUUUACCUCAGUAUCUUUCAUUUAAAGCCAACUGAAGGCCUUGUAAAGCAUUGUUUUCUUGCUAAGAUGGACGUGGGGGCAAGGGGCUGAACCUCUCACAGAGUUGGAGAGAGGAACGUGGAGUGCUUUACCUUAGAGUCAAGGAAAGACUUUGAGAGAGAGGAAGAGGGCGUGAGGCAUCUCCAGGAGGAAGAAGGAGAAGGGCCAUAGAAACAUUGCUUCACCCUGGCUCUGCCCACGGGUCAGGGGCUCAUCCCCUCACUCUUCCUCUUACCUCACCCCUUUACAAUAAAAACCAAACCAACUAACCUAGCGAACAGCAAUCUAGAAACAGAGGGGGCUCUGUCUGUCUCCACUGGCGACAGAAAUCAAGAUGGUGUUUAUUUCAUAUGUAAAUAUUUU